Anoplopoma fimbria (sablefish) is the source of this 3292-nucleotide messenger RNA. Its product is annotated as protein lifeguard 3-like. The transcript has 12 exons. Gene Ontology annotation, cellular component: membrane; Golgi apparatus; endoplasmic reticulum. Gene Ontology annotation, biological process: negative regulation of apoptotic signaling pathway. NCBI's taxonomy places the organism in Eukaryota, Metazoa, Chordata, Actinopteri, Perciformes, Anoplopomatidae. The record is from RefSeq and is a predicted model, not a curated record. Bases 251 to 1267 code for a protein of 338 amino acids.
ACCAGGAAAUGUUUUUCACUGCUGCUUCACAUCUGGCUGCUGCUUCUCAACGCACAGCAGCAGGACGGACUUGAUAACAGACGUUACAGGCCGCUGAGCAACUUCAACAUUACGCCGUUCACACAAUCUCCUCAGUACUAUCAAGUAAACAUAGAGGGCGUGGCCGACACCGGAAAACCUUUCGUCAUUUUGCCACUGGGAACCAUUACGACCAGACGGUUUCUGUCACUGGCGUCUUUUAUUUGGCGAAAUGUCCAGGUCAGACUUCCCUCCAGGGUAUGAUGAAUCCCGGGGCCCACUGUAUCCACCUCAGGGUGGGAAUUACCCUCCCCCCCCUGCAUACGGCUUCCCUGCCUUUGGUGGUCCCCAGCCAGGCCAGCCCUCUGCUCCCUACCCCACUGGUCCAAACGCGUCUCUGUUUCCAGGCCAGCCAGGUGGCUAUCCUCCUGGCCCGUACCAAGGACAGCCUCACUCUGGCGGGCCUCCAGGUGCUGGCUACCCUAACCGCCCUCCCAUGCCCCCUGUCAUGCCCCCUAUCAUGCCAUCAGAUAUCCUGAGCUCUGGUGAUGAUUUUGCGGCGAGCGGCAGCGGUUGGGACAGUCUAAGCAUUCGGCAUGCCUUCAUCAGAAAGGUGUACUUGAUUUUGGCGUCUCAGCUCCUCGUCACCACCGCCAUUGUGGCCGUGUUCACAUUUGUCCAACCUGUCAGAAAUUUCGUACAGCAAAACCAACCUAUCUAUUGGGCAUCAUAUGCUGUGUACUUCAUCACCCACCUUGUGCUGGUCUGCUGUAAGGGCCCCCGGAGGAAGUUUCCAUGGAACGUCCUUCUGCUGUCCAUCUUUACCCUGUCUUUGUCCUACAUGACUGGAUCCAUUUCCAGUUACUAUGAUACAAAAGCAGUGUUUCUCGCUCUGGGGAUCACCGCCGUCGUCUGCAUCGCCGUCACCGUGUUCUGCUUCCAGACAAAGGUUGACUUCACCAAGUGCCAGGGCCUUUUCUGUGUCCUUGGGAUUGUAGUAUUUGUGACUGGCAUCAUUACAACGAUUGUGCUGUCAUUCAAAUAUAUCCUGUGGCUUCACAUGCUUUAUGCAGCUAUAGGAGCCAUUGCUUUCACCAUGUUCCUGGCGUACCACACGCAGUUGCUGAUAGGGAACAGGAAGCACUCCAUCAGUCCAGAAGAGUAUGUGUUCGCAGCGCUCUCCCUCUACGUGGACAUCGUCCAGAUCUUCCUUUUCCUGCUGCAAAUUAUCGGUGCUACGACCAAAUAAGAGGACCCAAGGGUACAGCACCACUUGGGGUCAACAGGGUGCUGACAAGCACCUGCAAAAUCAUUCCAUGCUUUUUUUUAAACCUUUUGCUUUUGUUUUCAGUCAAAUCAGAAAACAUUUAUAAAACCAUGACACACUCCGGUGAAAUGUUUAAGGGCUGAAUUUGAUAAUUUGUCAUAGGUUAAUUCUAUGCACAAAACAAAUGCACCUUUACUGCAAUGAAUAUUUGUCUACAGUAUAUCUGCAUUAAGCAACUUUUCAGUGGUUUGAAAAUAAUAUUAAUGCUACAGUAUAAAUACAGCAAAUACCUAUAGACACUAAAGUACCAGAUGCAACAUUUAUUCACUCUUGCUGGACUUAAGUCAAGGCAAACUGUGUAUCAACGUUUCUCUCUGCAUGUAGAUGUAUAUACUCUGUACACAUGUAUAUACUGUUACACAUGAAUUGGGCCCUGACUGUAUAAAUGUUGAGAAGAAAAUCAAAUUCAAAGUUGCCAACACAGAGAGCCACCUCACCACAAAUUUGGUUUGUCUGAAGGUAGAAAAUCUGCCUACCAUCACCUCUAAAGCUCUCUGUCACAUGUGCAAGGAUCCUAUUGUUUUUGUAGAGAUAAUUGUUAUUUUUCUGCUGUUCAAUCAUAUUUUUUAUGAACCUGGAUGCACAAAAACACGAAAAUUGUCACUUACUUCAGAAAUGGCAAAAUUUGCAAAGUCCUGCAGUGAUUGGGCUCGGGCGUUGCCAGGGUUGGGAUAAAGUUCAUGGUCGAUACCUCAAACAAUGACGUGUGGCGAGACAGUCAAUACAGAAACAUGAUGUACAAUUAUUACAAAUUCUCAAGCGCCACAUAAAGGACAACGUAGGGGGUUAAAAAUUUGCAAUACAUAAUUUCAGGCACCACACAGGAAACACCGUCUAACUCAUUCAUGCAGUGUUUGAUGCACAGUCCCGGCAACCGGCGGUCUGCCAGUACACCUGAAGUUUAGCAGUGGUGAAAGCCUGCUCAUCACUGCUCAGGUUCUUUACAUUUAGUGUUUAUAAAGUGUCGAUUGAUGAGCUUUACAGGUGCUGAUAGGCAGGUUUUGUUACCUUUGGACAGGAACAGAAUAGUUCCCCCUGUUUCUAGUCGGUUGCCAGCUUGCUGUAGCUUCAUAUUAAUCGCACAGAUAUGAGAGUGGUAUAGAUCACCUCAUCUUACCCUCAGCGUACAAGUGAAUUAGAAUAUUUCUCAAAAUAUUGAGAUGUUAGAAGGUAUAACAGGCUUUAAUGGUAAAAAGCAGCUGAUGUGCAUGCCUGCAAUCUCUUGUGUGCCUAAAACAUGAUGUUACAUGAUAUAACAUUUGGUAUUGAUCAUCGCGACACCAGAAUGGAUACUCAAAUCUACACUUAGUAUUGUCAGUAUUGAUACAUUGGUGAUUGAUUUGGCCACAGCUGAAAUAGAGCUCAGUACACCUACUGACAGCCUCCAUUCUGCUGUCAGGGCUUCAUAUUAACAGGCCUUUGCUGGUGGUUUAACACAUGUUGCUAUCUUGUAGCUAUAUAAUCUGCAUCACAACAGUGCCUUCACAAUGACAAUGUUUCUGAGAAUAGGUUUUUCACUUUAAGGACUGCAGGGUUAUUAGCCCACAGGCUUUUAUAGCAUUGUUACAUAUUGUGUCUGUUUCUAUAUUUCAUGUUACAGUCAAAUCUGGGUCAGAUACUGAGUGCCAUGCAGAGCGGGGUUUUCCAUACAGGAUCAUUCAAACAAUGCCAUGGUGUUAAAUUAUUGGAACAUUCCUGAAAGUCAGCUAACGUGGCAUUGACCAAAAGCUCCGAAAUGAUCAACCCAACCCAGCUGGUCCUCUGCACAUAUUUAUAUUCAUCACAAGUAGAGACCCAUGUUACAUACAACCCUUGUCUCUAAACAACUAAGGCAGACAUUUUGAAUGCGCAGCACAGAUGGUGGGCUAUGUGUUUGUAAAUAUACAUAUCAAUAAUUAAUUGGGUUUUUUUGGCCUUUUCAUAUCAAAUAAAAGUUUUUAUUUGUGA